GGUAACACUGCUUUCGUAAACGUAAAUAAAAAACAAGAUUGAUAAGAAAAAUGGUUUGUGAGAAGUGCGAGGCCAAGUUGUCCAAAGUUUCGGCCCCAAAUCCCUGGAGAACAAGCACAGCUCCCGCUGGGGGGCGAAAAAUCAACGAAAACAAGGCAUUAUCCUCGGCCCGCGAACGAUACAAUCCGAUAGGCACAGCUUUGGCGCCUUGCCGGAUCUGCCGGCAGAAAGUGCAUCAGAUGGGCGCCCACUAUUGCCAGGCGUGUGCCUACAAAAAGGCCAUCUGCGCCAUGUGCGGCAAGAAGAUCAUGAACACCAAGAACUACAAGCAGAGCUCAACGUGAUGCGGUCUAUUGGGGGAUUCACUUAAGCCUAGCCUAGCCAUAGACAACAGAAUAAUUAUAUCGUAUAGUACAACAAA
Molecule: messenger RNA, 421 nt
Organism: Drosophila elegans
Lineage: Eukaryota; Metazoa; Arthropoda; Insecta; Diptera; Drosophilidae
Product: cysteine-rich PDZ-binding protein
Exons: 2
Coding region: 51-344 (97 amino acids)
Biological process (GO): cytoplasmic microtubule organization
Cellular component (GO): dendrite
Molecular function (GO): microtubule binding; PDZ domain binding
Source: RefSeq, a predicted model, not a curated record